AUGGCCUCCUGGUGGGGGAUACAGCUUCCCAAAUGGAACACUUCUCAAACAAACUUCGAGGACGACAAGACUCCAGUACCGAAACCUGAUAUCAGUACACUUGACAGCCUUUUUCGCUACGAGCAAAGUCAGUUGCUAUGGCUAGCAGGGCUACGUCUGUCAGAGGCGUUAACACUUCAAGAGACUGAUGCAUAUCAACCAAGAUGCCUGCCCUUCGGCUUGACCGGCGCCGAUAGCAGUACUUCAAGCAAUUCUGGAGGAGAGGAGAUGGACAAAGACGGAGACAAUGAUCUAUCCGCUCGCUCAGAUACGAGUGAUGGAGUGUCAAAGAUGAUGGAGGCUCUGACAGUAGCCCGCCAGCUGUCAUUGGCACCUUGGGCAACCAGCGAGUUCGUCGAUGUGGAUGAGACGAAAUGGUUCAAGAUCUUCCAGAGGGAAAGAUGGGCUAGCUAUAAGCAUGCGGAAGACAGCGGCUUAUCCAUCAACAUUGACGACGACGCAAUCUGGGAAAAGCUGAGUAGGACCAUCGAAAUUGCGAAUAGAAUCCUGACAGAAGCUGUCAGUCAUGAAUGGUUGGCGAGUUUUCUCAAUACCGAUUCCCGCGAGAUUCGAUGGAAUGUCAAAGGCGGGAGCCGGGGUCAACCUCCCCGAACUGGCACAAUCAUUCGCGUUUUGCCGGUCAGCCCCGAAUCCCGCCUCAGUCUGGCCGAAGCUCGGGGCUUUCUCGACAGCAUCGCUGAACAUUUCUUCUGGGGUUUCCAUCUACGAGAUGAGUCCUCCCAUGCUGCUGGAAAGACGUGUAGUUUCACAAGCAAGAGCGGAAAGACCCUUUGGUGGAUGACGCUUGGCCUCGAGAAAUUGCAGCUGUCGUUCCAGAGCAAGACAUUCCAAGAUCCCGAAGGACGCCAGGCUAUGUUUAUGACGGCCAAGGUUAUGCUGCACGAAUUAAUGCACAGCCUCUCUGGUCACUUGAAUCGCUCGAUACCAAAGUUUCUUACAGAUCCAUGUGUGUCAGGUGAGCUUUUUUACGACGAAGAGAAGUGGGCGGAAGCAGGCUAUUCAUGGGAGAUGUCCUUUUUUGGAACCUGCGUAAAGGAUUACAUGUGGUCCUACAGCAAUCGCAUUGCUUUUUUCGGCCUACGUGCCCCUAGCCCGGACUUUUGCUACAGGAGCACCGGUCAAUACUGGUCCUAUGACGAUUGGUCUCUCGAGGAACCAUUUCGAGAAAGUCAGCUUGGCGUACCUGCCAUCCUUCCGUGCGCAAUAACGACGUCCGACUUCUGGGAGACGCACGUGGCAAAAUACGGAUACCAGACAUUGAGAUUCACUGGUGUCUGCGUUGCCGACUAUCUAUGGGAGAGGAACCGUGAUGAUAUUACACGAGUCACACGGGCCAAGGUUCUCGACCCCCCUUACUCGUCUUACAAACAUCUCGAUGCCAGCAUGGCAAUGGUUGCGCGCCGUUUGAAAGCCAGGCGAAUGAAGCUCCGAGAGCUGAGGCCAUGGUUCAAGGAAGAGUACGGCAAAUGGCAUACAACAGUCUAUGCCGAGACUCAGCAGCGAGACAAUUUGUCCCUGAUUGGUACUAAGAUCGAAAGCCGUUACGACACACAUGAGGUUUCAAUUCGCAACCUGAUCAAGACGACCUUGUUACCCCAUGAUCAGUGUACUGAUCUCGCCGCAACCAGCCCUCGCAACACGAAUACAUCGAGACUCUUCUUCCAGGCAUUGUCAUAUCUUGCCCUAGCAGCGCUACCCGUCAGGAAAAAACCUACGACUUACACGAAUCAAACUCCAAGGGGGCUAUACCCUGACAGACUUGUCAAGGGCCUCAGACCCAAUUUCGCUGGGGGCCAGGAGGUCAUUGAUCUCGCGCUUCAAUAUGAACGCAGAAAAGGCCGCGCGACCAAGUUUCUGUACUCAUCGUACACGCCGAGUCAUGACAAAGAGAUGUGCAUGAGCAAUGCCAGACUCGCGUUUCUUCGUUGGAAAGUACUCGGAAACUUGUCAAACGAGAUGGCUGUGGCUUUCGACCUGGAAUGGCGAGAUAUGAGAAGGAGAAUGGAUCAAUCCCCAUUUGAUUCUGGUUGGUUGGGAUUCGAGUGGCAGGAAUUCCCUUACAGUCACGAAACGAUCCACUGCCCUAUUGUGGGAUCGCAAGACGAAGAGCCUCUCUUGAGUGACGAUGACGACGCCGAUCUUCCAUCGUGGGCCAUAGCAAAGCCGGUAAUCGCGCUAUCACCUCUUCCAGCGCGAGACCAACCAUUAGAAGUCUCAUCACGGCUUCGAUACUACCAUGUAGGUGAAAUUGGUGACCACCAGCGCAUCGGUAGCAGAGUCAAGUGGUUUGUCCACAAACCCGAUGAUGAUGACAGGUAUUUGGUCUACGACUUCAGUGGGGCGCUGCCAGACCACGCCUGGGAUGAUGCAACUCGGGACAAGCUCACGAUGAGACCAGAUUCCUCUAGUCACAUCCAAAACAGAAUGCUUCGUGCAGGAGAUAUCGGAGAGGAGACCUGCAAAAGAUACAUGAAAGAUGGGCCUAUCGGGCAGGUAUUGCCCCUCAUAAACGCAGAGGAUAUCAGACUCAACAACGAAAGCAAUAGUCUGGCGUGUGUCGUCUUUGGUCCCGACGUUUUUGAUCUAACUGAUUGUCAACUGCCGUUGGAAAUGAAGGAUCUACAGUUUAUCAUCGAGUCGACGACUGAAGGCAAUCCUCUCAUGGAAGCAGUCAAUUCAGGAUAUCAUCCUGACAUCGUUGUUGACUGCCUCCGCUCCUACCAGAUUGGAAUCAGGUGGGAACAAACUCUUCGAGGCGACAUCAAGCGAUUUCGUCCAUUCACGUUGAGUGAAGUUAAGUGGCACGCGUAUCCCGAGACAGGAAUCUACACCGUCAUCCAGAACAAUGUGUUUGAUCUUACAGACUUCAUAAAACACCACCCCGGUGGUAUGAGAAUUCUCCAAGAAGUCGCUGGAAAAGAUGGAACAGAUGCUUUCUUACGGUACCAUGAGAAACCGACGAGCUUUCGUGGCACGACGACCCACCACUUUCUCAACAGAUUGCGUAUUGGUCAACUCGUCCGUGAGCAUAGCCCAUCUUCUCAGCUGUCCGCGCAGCAAAUUGCAAUCCGGGGCCAGAUCUUCAGCAAAGAAGGGGACCUUUCAAAGUUGCCGAGCCACGUCCAGUCUUUUCUUUCAUCUAAAGAACUUGACAUUUACUGGGGUAAGGAAGUGACACCAUUGAUGGACACUGAGUACCCGCCUAAAGUACUUCAGAGAUUAUUCAAAUUCAAGAGUGCUGUCGUCGCCAAGACCCUUAUCUCAAGACAAUAUUUGCCUUUUAUGGACGAUAAAGUAUUGAAGCACAUGGACGGCAAGGUCAACCCUUGGGGCUUCAACGAAUCCUACGUUUCUGAUGGCGCGUGCAUAUACAAUUUGACGUCAUACCUCAAAUAUGAAGAACCGGACGAAUUCGUUGAGAUUUUGAAAGCUCAUGCCGGGAAAACGCUUUCAGACUCAAUUGAAAAUCAACAAGUGAAGCAGAGGCUGAAAACAGAAUUCAAGUAUCGGAUCAUAGCACAACAUGGCCUAAUCGAUGACUUUGAUUGGAAAAAGUCUUUCAGGCCAACCCCGAGCAAGGUGCCUAAUUUGAAAGAAGUUGGAUCGUCGAUGGUCAAUCCUUCUUUAACCUGGGCCCAAGCUGCUCAAAAGGGCAAAGAGGCUAUGCCUCCAAACCAAGUUGUGCAGCCAAUCCAGGGAAUGGCCGGCAAGAAACGCAAGGUGGCUAUGCAGCCUCCGGUGCCGAAGCUUAGUCGUGCAGCACCUUAUGAUUCCGCUGGUGGCUCUUCGACCGCGCCUGAAGCUACAAGCACGACGGAGCAGCCAACUGAUGACUGGGAGUGGAAGGUGGUGAAACGGGGACGAUGGCGUGGGCGUGGACGCAGGUGA
Molecule: messenger RNA, 3948 nt
Organism: Colletotrichum orchidophilum
Lineage: Eukaryota; Fungi; Ascomycota; Sordariomycetes; Glomerellales; Glomerellaceae
Product: cytochrome b5-like Heme/Steroid binding domain-containing protein
Exons: 9
Coding region: 1-3948 (1315 amino acids)
Cellular component (GO): membrane; intracellular membrane-bounded organelle
Molecular function (GO): heme binding
Source: RefSeq, a predicted model, not a curated record